AUGUCUCUAAAACCAAGUGAAGAUUUGGUACGAAGUUUAACAUCCAAUGUAACUGUUCCUCUUAUUUUUCGAAAUUUUGUAAACAAUUGGGCUAUAUGUCAGUGGAAUCUAGAGAAAUGGAUUCAAGUUUUUGGAGAUAAAGAGUUGCCGUUUCGUUGUAUGAGGAAGGACUUUAUAUCAGACGAACCUUGUUGGGAAAGAAAAUGCAAGAUGAAGAAAAUGACUUUUAAGGCUUUUGUUGAAAACUUAGCAAAUACUUCUGAGUGGAUGUAUUUCGACUAUAAAUAUCUGCAUCAGUGGUUUGAUGGAGAUAGCGAAUUGUCUAAGGAACUAAACUGGAAGCAGUUUGGUUAUGAUAAGGGGCCUGCAGACACAACCCUUUGGGUGGGCAGUGAUGGUUCUCACACUCCAGCACAUCAAGACACAUAUGGUUACAAUAUUAUAGCACAAGUUCAUGGAAAAAAACAAUGGAUACUGUUUCCUCCUGAAUCUGGAGGAUUGAAGCCAACUAGAGUUCCAUAUGAAGAAUCAAGUGUAUAUAGUGAAUUAAAUUUUUAUUGUCCCCAUAAUUUGGAGCCAUUUAAUGGUUUGACUGGUGGCCGUACUGUUGUACUUUCGGCUGGUGAUGCUCUUUUAGUUCCAAGAGGCUGGUGGCAUUAUGUUCAAAAUAUUGACCCUGUUAACAUUACCCUAAAUAUGUGGCUUCCCCAUGAAAGAGAUCCAUCAGCACAUGUAUCAGAGGCUCUUAUAAAAAUAUUUAUUGCCCAGAUGUGUAAAGAUUUGCCUCUUGAGACUGCUAAAAUGCUUGUCAAUCCAAAUGAGGAUGACAUAGUAGACACACCACUCGCAGUGCUGUUUCUUCAACUAGAAACUGUAGCGAACACAUAUAUGGAUAAAAGGAGACGGGUUAGACGCGUAAAACGGCAGAAAACACGUGAGAGUGACACAGAUUUACCAGAAACAGAGGAAUUUGAUCUCAAAGCGCUGGUCGAAAACCCGGAAAAUAAAUUGGAAAUCGCCUCAACCAUCUCCAAUACUGAGCUGAUUAACAUGUUGAAGGGGAAUCUCAAAAAGUAUGCGAAUACAGAGAGAGUGUUGGAUGAUGACGAAAUAGACGGUGCUACAAGUAGCCUUUGUUUGACAAAGGCAGUGAUUGAUGCCUUCAGUCAAAAUAAUGUUAUUGAUCUUGUUAAACACAAUCUUUUGGCUUCCCUUAGCUAG
This is a messenger RNA of Pieris macdunnoughi, 1221 nucleotides long. NCBI's taxonomy places the organism in Eukaryota, Metazoa, Arthropoda, Insecta, Lepidoptera, Pieridae. The record is from the annotation of a GenBank genome assembly.